AUGACGGGCGUCGAUCCAGGAGUGGCACAGCACCACCUCAACAUCCCACCUGACGCUCGCCCGGUGAAACAAAGACCCAGGCGACAAGCCCCUGACCGACAACGUGCCACACACGAGGAAGUGACCCGUCUCUUAGCGGCAGGCUUCAUAGAAGAAGCCAAGUAUCCUCAAUGGAUGUCCAAUGUAGUCCUUGUGAAAAAACACAAUGGAAGCUGGAGGAUGUGCGUUGACUACACUAGUCUCAACAAUGCAUGCCCGAAAGACUGUUACCUCCUCCCGAAGAUCGACCAGCUGGUCGACGCGGCGGCCGGGCAUGCACGCCUCUCUUUCAUGGACGCCUAUUCGGGAUACAACCAGAUUAAGAUGGCACCCGAAGACAGAGAGCAUACGGCCUUCCUCACCGACCAAGGGGUGUACUUCUAUAAGGUCAUGUCGUUCAGAUUGAAGAACGCCGGAGCCACAUAUCAGAGAACGGUGAACAAGAUGUUCGCCCACCAGAUCGGGAGGAACAUAGAGGUUUACGUGGACGACAUGAUCGUGAAAAGCCAAGAGGCCGGAACGCACAUUGCCGACCUGACCGAGGCGUUCGCCACGCUACGCAAGUUCGGUAUGCGACUUAACCCCACAAAAUGCGCUUUCGGUGUCACCUUCGGGAAAUUCCUCGGGUUCAUCAUACAUGAAAGAGGAAUUGACGCCAACCCGGAGAAGACCUGCAGCGACUUAACGGAAGGCUUGUUGCCCUGUCUCACUUCCUCGCCCGGUCGGGCGAUCGCUGCCUCCCCCCAUGCAGUCAGUUCCGUCCUGAUCGAAGAAAGCUCUGGCGAGCAACUCCCAAUCUACUACGUCAGCCACAUCCUGAGCGGACCCGAGGGGCGUUACCCGCCGAUAGAGAAACUCGCACUCGCCCUGGUGCUGUUAGCUCAGAAGUUACGCCCCUACUUCCAGGCCCACCCCGUGGAGGUCAUCACCGACCAACCCCUUCGGCAGGUUUUAUCUAAAUUUGAUGUUGCAGGAUGGCUCCUCAAGUGGGUAGUGGAGCUCGGCGAGCAUGAUAUAAGAUACGUGCCCAGGACCGCCAUCAAGGCCCAAGCGGUAGCUGACUUCAUCGCGGAGCUAACUCAGGUGGCAGACGGGGAUCUCGAGCAACCUCCCGAAGCUUGGAUCCUACAUGUGGACGGCUCGGCCAGCUCAAAGGGUGCCGGCGCGGGACUGGUUCUGCUUGCCCCCGACGGCCGUUCGUUCGAGCGCUCCUUCCGCUUCGGGUUUAAAGCCACUAACAACGAAGCGGAAUACGAGGCGCUCCUAGUAGGACUCAGGUUGGCCCUCGAGAUGCAGGUGGCUGCUAUACACGUCCUCGUCGACUCGCAGCUUGUGGCCGAGCAGCUCAGCGGUGGACACGAGGCUCGGGACCCAACCAUGGCGAAAUACCUGGCACGGGUAAGGGACCUGACUGCUAAGUUCCCUUAUUUCACGUUGUCCAAUGUCCCGAGGGAGGAGAACGAGCGGGCCGAUGCGCUGACUAAGCUGGCGUCGAAGCCGACCUACGCAGCACGGCCGGAGGUCGAGGAGCUUCCUGCCCGCGCCAUCGAGGUAGCGACAACAGCCCCCGUUAGUGCGCCGAUCAUAUGGGUACAGGAGCUGCUACGCUUCAAGCGCGAUGGGACCCUUCCCCACGACGAAGUUGCGGCUCGGCGUCUGCGUCGUACACACGCGUGGUACAAUGAAGAGAGUGGCCAGCUUUAUAGGCGGUCCUUUACCUACCCCCUCCUACGAUGUUUGGAGCCCGACGAGGCCCAGACGGUCCUGGCCGAGAUCCACGAGGGAAUCUGCGGAGAACACAGCGGCAGGCGAACCUUGGCACACAAAAUACUUCGCCAAGUGGGGGUUGGACCUGCUCGGACCUUUCCCACCGGCCUCGGGGUAGCGAAAGUACAUCAUCGUGGGAGUGGAUUAUUUCACGAAGUGGGUCGAGGCCGAGCCAUUGGCGACAAUCACAGAGCAAUAAAUGGAGAAGUUCGUAUGGAGAAACCUGGUGACCCUGUUCGGACGAACGGGUUGGCAGAGGUAACCAAUCGGUCUAUCUUGGACGGACUCAAAAGAAGGGUGUCAGCAGCCCGAUCGGCCUGGACUGACGAACUCCCUAGUGUCCUAUGGUCACUGCGCACCACUCCCAAGACCGCAAUCGGAGAGUCCCCGUACAGCCUGACAUUCGGAACCGAGGCUGUCCUGCCACCCGAGGUAGCUAUCUCCACCCUUCGGACGAGGAGCUACGACGAGGAAAUCUCGAACGAGGGACUUCGAGCCAGCCUCGACAUGCUCGAGGAGCGGCGCGCUGACGCACACCUGAAGGCCCUCUCUUAUAAGAGAGCCGUCGCAAGGGUCUACAACAGGAAGGUACGACCCCGACCGAUUAAGUUAGACGACCUGGUCCUCCGAAAGACCGAGGUCAGCGACCCGACCCGAGCCAGGGGGAAGCUAGCCCCCAAAUGGGAAGGCCCUUAUCGGGUCGCCGAGGUAGUCCGACCGGGUACUUAUCGGCUCACGACAAUGGACGGUUCUCCCUUGCCGAGGACCUGGAACGUCGGGAACCUUAAGAAGUUUUUCGUCUGA
Molecule: messenger RNA, 2610 nt
Organism: Musa acuminata AAA Group (dessert banana)
Lineage: Eukaryota; Viridiplantae; Streptophyta; Magnoliopsida; Zingiberales; Musaceae
Exons: 4
Coding region: 1-2610 (869 amino acids)
Molecular function (GO): nucleic acid binding; RNA-DNA hybrid ribonuclease activity
Source: RefSeq, a predicted model, not a curated record